Messenger RNA from Esox lucius (northern pike), 3455 nucleotides. RefSeq names its product inner membrane protein, mitochondrial (mitofilin) (gene immt). The coding region runs from base 163 to 2469 and encodes 768 amino acids. The transcript has 14 exons. Lineage: Eukaryota; Metazoa; Chordata; Actinopteri; Esociformes; Esocidae. Gene Ontology annotation, cellular component: MICOS complex. Gene Ontology annotation, biological process: cristae formation. The record is from RefSeq and is a predicted model, not a curated record.
CGUUGCGCAUGCGUUACCUUCUCCUGUCACCCUCCACGAAAAGGUUCCAGGAGAUAUCUCGUGUGUCGGGCGGUAGCUUAAUGCUUCUGAGUUUGACUGAUAUUAUAAUGUUUUGCUGAUCUUAUCUGUCAUAAGUUUCAAAGAAAGGGAGUACCGACAACAAUGCUGCGUGUCUGCUUGAAAGGGGCAAAUUCUGCAGCGCGGAAAUGCCUCUGUGGUAAUGGCUCCCCACUUCACCCCCUGCAGCAAUGUCGUCGUUACACUUCUGGAGGGUCAGGGUCCUCUGCAGGAAAGAUUGUAGCGGCCAGUGUCCUCACUGUGGGUGGAGGAGUUGGUGGUACAAUUCUUUACGCCAGUUGGGAUCCCAAAUUCCGGGCCAGUGUUGAGAAAUCUGUACCAUAUACAGAUCAAGUGUUUAGCCUAGCUCUUGGCCCAGCAGCACCACCACCAGUUAUAAAGAAGCCAGGAAACGUUGAACCACUUCAGAUUUCCUCCGUGUCUGAAGUGUCAAAAGAAUCAAAGCAGCCAACGGCCAAAGGGAACAAGGUUGAAAAGAAAGUAGAGGAAUCUGCAGAGCAACCAGCCGCGGAUGAGCCGUCUUCUCCAGCACCACAGCAGACCUUAGAGGAAGCUUCUGCUCAGGCAGCUCAUAUCCUUUCAGCCAUCAGCGAGGGGGUCUCUGUACCAGCCCCAGGCACCCAUGAGGCCCGGGCCGUGGCCCACCCAACCGCUCCUCAAGAGGUCCCUUCAGCUGCCGCAGAAUGCACCAAGUGUGCACAUGAGCCUGCGCCUGCGGUGAAAGAGCGUCCUGAAGAUGAAGUGGCUGCCCGUCUGGCCGAGCAGGACAAGGCUGAGCAGGACCUCCUGAGAACGCUGUCCGUUGAGCUGGAGGAUGCCCUGGGCAGUACAGCCAAGGUGACCCUGCAGGCCAUCGGGGCCCAGGAAGCUGCUCUGCACGCCAUUGCCCAGCACACCGUGAAGCUGAAGGAGGCCAUGGACGCAGAGGUGCCUCCAGAUAAGAAGUCUGCCCAGUGGAGAGUCCUGGAAGAUGCACUUAAUGAACGCAGCCGUUCAGUAGAUGAAGCUGGUGCAGCGGUCCUCAAGGCCAAGGCUGAGCUGGACAGGUUGAGAGGAGUGAUCAAUGGAGCCAAGGACUCGAAAAUCGCUGCAGCCCGGCCAUCUAUCCUGGCCGCAGAGGAGAACCUUCACAGCAUGGUGGUGGAUCUGGACAGCGUGGUAACUAAGGUCCAGAGUGCUCAGUCUGAGGCGAAGAUUGUGUCCCAGUACAGUGAGCUGGUGAAUGAGGCCAAGGCUCAGUUCCAGAAGGAGUUGAAUAGCAUCACUCCAGAGGUCCAGGCCAACUGGAAGGGACUCACAGGGAAGCUUACUCAAGAUGACCUGAACUCCCUCAUCGCCCACGCCCACCGACGCAUCGACCAGCUGAACCGGGAGCUGGCUGAGCAGAGGGUUAGGGAGCAGAUCCACAUCGAGACUGCCCUGGAACAACAGAGGCUGGAGGACAAGAAGGCUCUGGAGGUGGCCUUGUCCACCGCCCUGGAACACAACCGAGAACAGAUGCGCCUGGAGCAGGAGAAGAAGGUGGAGGAAACUCGGGAGGUGAUGGAGGCGGAGAUGCGGACACAGCUGCGUAGACAGGCUGCAGCGCACACAGACCAUCUGCGGGACGUCCUGAAGGUGCAAGAGCAGGAGCUGCGUUCAGAAGCCGAGGAGAUCCUGAACAGCACGUUGAUGGAGAAGGAGACUGAGUACCGUCGUCUGACACAGGACCAACUGGAUAGAUUCACCCUGGAUAUGAACGCAGCGUACGCUAGACUUAAGGGCAUGGAGGAGGCCAUUGAUAGUCAUGCUAUAGCAGAGGAGGAGGCCCGUAAGGCCCACCAGCUAUGGCUGUCCGUGGAAGCUCUGAACUACACCCUGAGGACCGCCGCACUGAACCACCCCACUGAGCCCCUAGAGGACGCUGUGCAGGCCAUCAAGGAGAGCUGCGCUGAGAACGAGUUCGCCCAGACCCUGACCACAGCCCUGCCCUCAGAGUCCCUGAGCCGCGGAGUUUACAGCGAGGCGUCUCUCCGAGCCCGCUUCUAUGCCAUCCGACAGCUGGCCCGCCGUGUGGCUCUGAUCGACGAGACCCGCAACAGCCUCUACCAGUACUUCCUCUCCUACAUACAGGCAGCGCUGCUCUUUGAGAAGCCAGAGGAGGCCCCCCCUGCCAAGCUGUCGGCAGAAGAUCUUGACACAUUUAAGUUGCUCUCCUACGCCACCUACUGCUUGGAGCACGGAGACCUGGAGCUGGCUGCAAAGUUUGUUAACCAGCUAAAGGGCGAAUCGCGCCGGGUGGCUCAGGACUGGCUCAAAGAGGCCAGGCUCACAUUAGAAACCAAGCAGGUGGUCAGCCUCCUGUCUGCAUAUGCCAACGCUGUGGGGUUGGGCACAACCACGGCCCCUUAGAUCAGAUCCAUGACACGAGUGUCCCCAUCCACAGCAAGCUCUGCUCUCUCCUUGAGGAAAAUAAUUUAAUGUAUAUUACAAAUAUCAGGGGAAAUCAGUUUGUAUGCACUAGUAAGCCACUGAGGGGUUUUAAAAUGUGUGUUGAACUCAUUCCAUAGAGGGCCAAGUGUGCUGUUUUUCCAUUAUUUACUUUCAUUGUUUCUAAUGAAGACUUAGACAACCAGUUGAGGGGAAUUUCUGACUUGACUGAAGGUAGAACAGAAACCUGCAGCCACUCAGCACACCGUGGAAUUAGUUUGACACAGGUGGUCAGAGGACUUAACUGGGGAAAAAAUGUAUUAUUGCAUGGACUUAAUCAUUGAAGACAUCUGCCAUUUUCUGUGUAUUCAAUAGGAUGGGACUUGCAACUUCAUUUGUCGGAUGCCUUCUGUUGACAUGGGAUAUCAGUCCAUUAAUUCAAUGGAAAUUGGAUACUUGAAUAUGGAGAUGGCCUCAGUGGUUCUGCUCAUGCUGUCACUUAUUCUGUAUUGAGAACUAUAGAUCCGUCUAACCGGGCAUAUAUGUUGACACGUGUUGUAAAAUGUGGCCCCUCAAAUCCUGUCCAAGCUUCUACAAUAAAGUAGUAUUUGCUGAGAGCAGUGCUGUUUUGGAUGUACUUCUUGGACACAGGUCACUCCAGUCAGUGGUCUAUGCAGGUGUAAUGGACAAGGCCCUGGUCAUUUGUAGGCAGGCCUCCUCACUGUGUAGCACUCUGUGUUUAGAUGGUAGCGGGACCCUUGGUACAACUGCACUCUUAAGUAACCUGCCCUUCCACUAGCCUUGUUAAACUGUUUCAAAUCACUUGCUUUGUUCAACUGGAUGUUCAUUAUUUUCUGGUCUAGUGGUUUAUUGACCAGAGCUUUGUGGAGAAUCAAAUAACCAAUUGUGUCAUGCAGUGUCCUCCCUGUCAUUGGAUAUAAUAAAUCAUGGAUGUGUUCAAGAGCUCA